UAUCCCGCUUAAAAAAAAAACGUGUAAACAAUUCUGAAACUAUUUUUCGUUAAGGUCUUUUUGCUUACAUUCGGGGACCGAUAAAACUCGUUCGAGGUCAAUAAUCUCGUAAUCAUCUUAACUGAAAUCUUGAGCAUUUUCAGUUUCCUCAGAAUCGGCAGACAGUUUCCAGCUACACUUUGUAUUUGACUUCAAGCCGGCUAACAUCAUCUCCACCUGUAUAUCGAGAGUAUCUUUUUUGUGUGAUAUGAAUCUGUUUGUGUUUUUUGUGUGCUAUCUAGCGCUAGUACCUUCCGCCUUUGGAAGUAUUUUGUAUAAUGGUCUACCCAGUAUCAUGUCCACAUAUUUAGAGGAUAUCCUGAAUUUUGGCAACGAAAGUGUAAUUUCAGUACAGAAACAGAUUGUAGGUCCUAAAACCGCCAGACAAGUGUACGACUUCAUUAUAGUAGGCUCAGGGCCAGCCGGUUCGGUCAUCGCCAACCGUCUCACGGAAAAUCCACAAUGGAACGUUCUUCUCAUAGAGACAGGUGGGGUAGAAAAUCUCUUCCAUGAAAUUCCGGCGCUUGCUGCUUUUCUACAAGGUACUUCGUCAAACUGGAACUACAAAUCCACACCUCAAUACAAUGCAUGUUACGGAAUGAACAACAACGAAUGUGCUCUGCCCAGAGGAAAAGUAUUGGGAGGAACUAGCGCAAUCAAUUAUAUGAUCUACAAUCGUGGAAAUAGGAGGGAUUUCGAUAGGUGGGCAGCCGCCGGUAAUGUUGGAUGGUCAUAUCGAGAGGUACUACCGUAUUUCCUAAAAUCGGAAAGGGCCAACUUGCGAGCUUGGCGGAAUUCACCAUACCACAAUACACAAGGUCUCCUGAGCACAGAAGAUGUACCUUACAGGAGCGGCAUGGUAGGGCCGUUCGUACAAGCUGGAGUAGAAGCUGGUUUAAACGAGGUGGACUAUAAUGGUGAAAGUCAAGUAGGAAUUUCAUUCGUUCAAGCUAAUACACUCAGAGGACGUCGUCAUAGUGCAGCCAGAGCAUUUUUGAAGCCAAUUCAAUUCAGGCCAAACCUUCACGUCAUGAUAAACACGCGAGUGACGAAGGUUCUGAUAAAUCCAGUGUCCAAAGAAGCAUAUGGCGUUGAAUAUUCAUACAAGAAAAAAAGAUAUGAAGUCGGUGCAAAGAGGGAAGUCAUCCUUUCCGCCGGGGCUUUCAACUCUCCACAACUUCUGAUGCUCUCAGGAAUUGGACCUCAAGAACACCUAAAUCAACUACAAAUUCCCCUCAUAAAAGACUUGCCAGUGGGUAAACUUCUAUACGAUCAUAUGAGUCACUUUGGCCCGACCUUUAUUCUCAAUUCCACUGGAAACACCCUCCUGGUCAGCGAUCUGAAUGUGAAUGACUUCAAGCAAUACAUUAAAGGCAGAGGUAGAUUAACCUUAAUCGGCGGGGUAGAAGCAUUAGCUUUCGUAAAAACUCCCAAUUCUGAAGAACCUCCAGAUAUGCCUGACGUCGAACUGAUUUUUGUUCCUGGAAGUUUUGCUUCAGAUCAAGGCACUGGACUUAAAAGAGGUGCCAAUGUCAAGGACGAUGUCUAUGAUACCGUCUUUAAGCAACUAGAAACUAUCCCGCAAGAUCAUUUCUCAACGCUAAUCAUGUUAUUCCAUCCCAAAUCGGUAGGAUAUAUCCAUCUCCGGGAUAAAAAUCCCUUCCAUUGGCCCAUAAUUGAUCCACAGUACUUCACCAGGCAGGAAGAUGUAGAAACACUCUUGUACGGAAUUAAAGCAGCCAUACGUCUUAGUCAAUCCCCAGCGUUACAAAGACUUGGCGCCAGAUUACAUGACACCCCUCUGCCUCAAUGUCGGGAACACCACUUCGGAUCUGAUAACUACUGGAGAUGUUCAAUUCGAACCCUGUCCUACACACUUCAUCAUCAAGUAGCUACAUGCAAAAUGGGAAUUCCUGAAGAUCCUACCACUGUCGUCAAUCCUCAGCUCCAAGUGCAUGGAAUCCUAAGGUUACGAGUUGCAGACACCAGCGUCAUUCCAUUUCCGCCAACAUCACACACAAACGCCAUGUCAGUGAUGAUUGGAGAGAAAACAGCAGAUAUGAUUAAAGAUACAUGGAAAUGGGGCUGAAUUUCGUUUUUAGGUCUAUUAAAUAUUUAGUUUUAUGAAAUUGCUUCAGAUGAUAUGUUGCGAUAUCGGAGUGGGUAGUUAUGAACGAAGUAUUCGAAUAUACGUAAGGAUCUCUUACAUGUUUUUUUGACAUACUAUUUAAGUUAUUAAUAAGUUACAAUUGCAAAGACAACCAAAACGUCCACUAAUAAGCCAUUAUAACAUUUUGUUAAUAUUUUUAAAUUCACAGUCAUCUAAAUCGUUAUGUAUAUUAUUGUUGUAAUAUA
Hermetia illucens (black soldier fly) is the source of this 2394-nucleotide messenger RNA. RefSeq names its product glucose dehydrogenase [FAD, quinone]-like. The transcript has 2 exons. Bases 248 to 2128 code for a protein of 626 amino acids. The record is from RefSeq and is a predicted model, not a curated record. Gene Ontology annotation, molecular function: flavin adenine dinucleotide binding; oxidoreductase activity, acting on CH-OH group of donors. NCBI's taxonomy places the organism in Eukaryota, Metazoa, Arthropoda, Insecta, Diptera, Stratiomyidae.